AUUAUCCUGACAGGGUUUAAAAAUCAUAUUCACUCUAGCUGAAGGAAUCAUGACAGGACAAGGGAUACUCAAUUUUCUUCUCUUUAGUUGCCUAAAUGUUGUUUCAUACCCUUGUCCAACAGUACCAUACAUAGAUGAAUGUGGAAACUCUGGGAUUCUAUGGAAUUGUAGUGGCCUCAAUACAGACAGACUACCAGAAAACAUACCACAGGAGCUAAUAAACCGCAACGUUACAUUGGAUUUGUCAUUUAAUAAAUUUUCUACUUUAACGGAACAACUCUUUGAAAAUCUGGCUGCGGUAUCAGUUGUGACAUCCAUUAUCCUGAGUCAUAACAAAAUUACAAAAAUCGAAAAUAAGGCCUUUCGUAGACUUUCUGGUUUAUGCAGUCUAGAUCUUUCAAGUUGUGAUCUUGAUAAAAACGGAAUAGAGACCGAAGCUUUCUCUUAUUUACACAACCUGAAGUACCUUCGAAUUGAUCAAAAUAAUUUCCAGUUGGAAGGUUACCCUGAUGUUGCUCUUUCUGCAAUUCAGUCAUUGUCCAGCCUUAAUAUCGAUAUUUUCAGCGGAUUCUCAUUUACAGCACCAUUUGAAAGCUUGACAAACUUAUCUGAAUUACAGUUUCAUAUCAUUAUAUCUUGA
This is a messenger RNA of Saccostrea cuccullata (small rock oyster), 640 nucleotides long. RefSeq lists its product as uncharacterized. Lineage: Eukaryota; Metazoa; Mollusca; Bivalvia; Ostreida; Ostreidae. Bases 50 to 640 code for a protein of 196 amino acids. The transcript has 3 exons. The record is from RefSeq and is a predicted model, not a curated record. Gene Ontology annotation, molecular function: protein binding. Gene Ontology annotation, cellular component: extracellular matrix.